Molecule: messenger RNA, 201 nt
Organism: Neurospora tetraspora
Lineage: Eukaryota; Fungi; Ascomycota; Sordariomycetes; Sordariales; Sordariaceae
Exons: 3
Coding region: 6-200 (64 amino acids)
Source: RefSeq, a predicted model, not a curated record
CGUCCAUGUCCUCGCCGAGCACUACUACCUCGCGCCGCAACAUCCGCCCUCAUGAAGCAAUCGACGAUCUCGAAUCGCUUUACAAAGGCCCUUCGCCCUCUUUUAUUGCCCGCGAAUUCGACCUCUCCCGGCUACACUCCAUUCGCCAUCUGCUCUGGCUAGCCGGGCGUCCGUAUGGGGAGGAGGCAGGGUGUUUCUGAA